CGCGCCCCUUUCCUGAAGGCAAUCAUCUGGGCCCAAGACGUCUUUGCAAUUGACGUUGACCAAGAUGGCCUCGCUAUCCGAUGACACGCUCAGAAAAAUCCUGGUUCAGAUACAACAGACUGCUAUAUCUUCUCAGCGCGCGCUGAACCUUUCACGUCAGCAAUCUGCGGCCAAGGAACGCGAACGGCGCAUUCUUCAGUUGACUAUCAAUGAAAUACAAGGGAUCGAGGGCGACGUUAACAUGUAUCAGGGUGUCGGUAAAAUGUUUAUGAUGGUCCCUCGGCAGACCAUGGAACAAGACCUCAACAAUCAGGAGAAAGAGCUCACCGAUGAUAUUAACAACUUGAAGAAGAAGGGCAAGUUUCUCGAGAAGCAAUUCAACGAUGCUCAAGCACAACUACGGGAUAUCUUCCAACACUCAUCACAAAACUGAGCGUUGAGCUUAUAUAGCCAACGUCGUACCAAUACUCUUCGAAGUCUGUCGACAGCGGAGAGCCGGCUAGACUAUCAACGAACUUGGACAAUGGAUUAUAUCGAUGCAUUGGUUGAUUUCGGUUAAAGUAAGCCGAGCCAAAAGAGCUUGGCGUUUUGGGGGGUCCUUGGGUGACAUAUUCAUGCGCCUCCCGUACCAAACCAUUCAUCAGACAGCGUACGUGUGGGAGUGGCAUCGGUGGACGCAAAUGCUGUCGGGAGAUGUGCUAGGCCAAUUUUCUAUCCCAAAUAUUGUACACUUCCAUCAGAAGAUUUUCGUAGGAAUAUGUAGUCAUUGUCAAUGAACCUCAUGGUCGUUGAGGGGGUAUUUAGCUUGGAGCACUUGCAGG
Coniophora puteana RWD-64-598 SS2 is the source of this 821-nucleotide messenger RNA. RefSeq names its product Prefoldin. The record is from RefSeq and is a predicted model, not a curated record. Gene Ontology annotation, cellular component: cytoplasm; prefoldin complex. The transcript is spliced from 5 exons. Gene Ontology annotation, biological process: protein folding. Lineage: Eukaryota; Fungi; Basidiomycota; Agaricomycetes; Boletales; Coniophoraceae. Bases 65 to 433 code for a protein of 122 amino acids. Gene Ontology annotation, molecular function: protein folding chaperone.